Rotaria sp. Silwood2 is the source of this 1089-nucleotide messenger RNA. NCBI's taxonomy places the organism in Eukaryota, Metazoa, Rotifera, Eurotatoria, Philodinida, Philodinidae. The record is from the annotation of a GenBank genome assembly.
AUGUUUUCUGUUCUACUCAUAACCUGGCUUCUAGUAUUCAAUCAACAGAUAGUAGCCAAGACAGUUGGUCUCAAUGUAGAAUAUGUUGAAGAUGAUCUCGAUGAAGAAAUUCUAGCCACAACUGAACAUUCUAUUCCAACUGAGAACACUACAGACAAUGAUCAUAGCUAUUAUAAUACUAUAAUUGUUGAAAAUGAAACAUCGACUGAUUCGAAUGAUCAGAAUAAUAUGAAUAAAUUUGAAUCAUCAUUGGAUGAUGUUAUUGAAUUAAAUGUUGGUGGUCAACGAAUAACAACAUUUCGUUCAACUCUCACUGUUAUACCUAAUUCAAAAUUAGCACGUAUGUUUACUAAAGAUAAUAGAGACAGAACAAAAUCAAAAAGCAAAGAGAAUAAUGCAUACUUUCUUGAUUAUAAUCCUGUACAAUUCGCAUAUUUACUUGAUCAAUUGCGAGCAAUAAAACGAAUGUCGAAUUUUUCACCACACGAACUUGACAUUAAAGAACCAAAUGCUGAUAUACGUUUUAAUUUCUCUAAUAUGCUCAAUGAACUUGGAUUGAAUCCUGAACGUUUCUUGUCACCAUUCGUUGGUAUUCAUCUCAAUUUGAAGACAGACUCUCUCGUUGGAUGGAAAGAGUGCUAUCGUGGUAAAUAUGAUACAUCGUUCAAUGCUACAAUAUUGACAGAUACUUGCAAAGGCAAACGACUUCUUGUUGCUUGUCGUUCUGUUAAUAACAACAAAAUUUUAACUGUAGCCGGUGUAGGUGAUCGUGAAAAUAUUUUUAAUUCGUGUCCAUCAAAUAAUCAUUGUACACCGAAUAAGAAAAAUGGUAUAGGUUUCUACUAUGUGGCAGAUAACGUUUGGGGUUUCGAAGGACGCCCAAAGAAUUGGGUCGAUACUAAUUAUUAUGGAUAUUAUGUUCACACAUCUUUUUUAAGUAAUUGUGACUCAAGUGAUUAUUAUUCUGAAUAUCGACUUUGUUGGUCGCUUUCUUCGGGUGCUGGUCGUGGUGGUGGAGACCGAUGUGGAAGUGCAAAAUAUCUUCAAAAUUCAAAAGAAUGGGAGCGUAUCAUUUAUCAAACCAUUUAA